Molecule: messenger RNA, 2160 nt
Organism: Phytophthora sojae
Lineage: Eukaryota; Oomycota; Peronosporomycetes; Peronosporales; Peronosporaceae
Exons: 5
Coding region: 1-2160 (719 amino acids)
Source: RefSeq, a predicted model, not a curated record
AUGCGGAUGCUGGCAGGCAAGACCGACGAGCACAAGUUCGCGGGGCUGCUCAUGGUCACGAAGCUGGGCGACCUGCCGGCCGAGGAGCUCCAGCAGGUGCGGCGCCAGGUGCUGACGACCGUCGGCGUGAGCUUCUUCCUGCGCCUACUGCACACCAAAGGCCCCGACGAGGUCGAGACGCUCUCGUCCUUCCAGAGUCUCGGGCUGAACUUGAUUGCGAGCUUCUGCUCGGACCCGACCGUGGCCUCGGAGUUCGCGCAGGAUAAGCUCGUGCGGUUCCUCCUCGAGCAACUGGCGGCACACUCGACGCCGCACGAGUCUGCCGUGGACUGUGUUCGUAUUCUAUCUGGCUUGGAACAGACUGAGAAGGGACAGCAGGUGAUGGUGCAUGAAAGCAUUCUCGGACGUCUGUUUAGCGCCAUGAAGAAGCUGAGUCGAUCGCACUCGAGCCGGGAUCUGACUGCAGAGAACAAGUCAGCGGAGCAAGAGCAGCAGACGGAUGCGCUGUUGGAAGAUCUGUGGGGUAUUGUGGGCAGCAUGGCUAGUGAGCCCGAGGUUUGGACGCAUAUCCACAGCUACGACUUCGAGUUCGUCUGCUCCAACUUCUCGCACGUGCGGGGCGAUACGGCCAUCCAGGUGCUAGCCGUUUUGAACAGCUACAUGAGGCUGGUUGAGAUUGGCGAAGCGCCUGUGGAGCUGCUCAGCUCACAGUGCCUCUCUGAUAUCCGCACCGGCGUGCUACGGUUUCUACGUGCGAAGUGGCCUCAUCAGGAGCGUGACGAGUGUUUGCGCCUGAUUUUCCAGCUCAUGCAGCAUUCUGGAACUUCUUGGAUGCUCCCGGGCACAACACUGCGCAGUCAAGCACCUCCUGAUGAAGUGUCCGGUGGCAAAUUUAUUCUGUUCCUCCUGAAGCUUGUCUCGAUUGAGAUCAAAAUCAUGCUGGAUGAAGUUGAGCAUUCGCUGGUCCAAGUUGACCAGACCAAGGUGGAGUCGGUGGAAGAGACGGAGAGGCGUGAAAAGGAGAUCAAGCGAGUGCUCGCUAUCCUGCCCAUUUGCUAUGGCAUCGUGGAAAUGGUCAUCAGUGGCCUGGUUUCCAACUACGAGAGUGAUCUCGUGCUGCCCUACGACAUUCUGCUGGAGAUGAAGGGCACGUUCAACCAGGUAUUCGUGGUGGUGCUGGAACUGCUGACGUUGGUGCGCGAUUACGUGCAAACCCAUCGAUACCGCGAGCUUCGCGAGUCACACGCGGAGUCGGUCUACCACUUGGACGCUGUGAUCUGCGCUAGUGUUCGUAUCGUGAGCGCCUGGAUUGCAGAGGACUCCGACACCAGCGUCGACUUGGUGAUUCAGUUGGUUCCGUUUAUGGUGUGUUACAAGCCGUUGUUGGCCUGGGUCGCCGAUGAUGGAACGCAGAACUUCAAGUCCGACAGCAACCAACUCAUUGAUUCGGACGACGAGAUCGACUCGGACGACGAGGUGGACGCCGUAUCCCAAAUGAUGCAGAAGGCCGCGGUGAUCCACAAGACGGACAGCAGCAUCGACCAGCUCCAUUUCUUGCUCCCGGGGUUGCUUCAGCUCAGCGCGCUUCCUGACGGAGCUUCCAUCAUGUCUGAAAACGUGGACGUCCUGCGCCGUAUGAUGCAGUUUUGCUGCACCAUUUGCGCCGACAUCGCUGAUGGCAACACCGAGUUUGCGAACGUGUCGACCCUGACUCUGUGUCUCGGUAUCUUAAUCAACCUCAUCCUAAUCCGCGGAGGCAAUGAAAGCACGGGCGUCUCCCAGACGUCAGGCGUGCCCAACGCGCUCGAGUGGUUUCGAGCUUUGACAUUCCUGCUGCCCGUCGCAUGCGCAAGCGGCUCCCGAUUAAUGGUGGACAAGGAUCUCACGGUCGAAAGUCGAGGUGAAGACGACCGCUACGUCAUGCUGCUACACGUCGUCUGCGUGGUGCUCUUUAUUGCGAGUCGUUUCCAAGACAAGAAGCAGCAUCCGUGUCGCCUACAAACUGCUAUCGCGAGCCUUGUUCCGCCGUUUAACCACAUCGUCGACUGGAUCGUGGAGCACCCUCCCGACGCCAAGGCCGAGUCAACCGCCGACCUGUUCGAGUUGAUGCGAGUGCUUUCGAUGCGCUCGAUUCUGACGCCGGAGCUGCUGUCACGGUGA